UUUAGCCUAGCAGGAAACACCGAGGCUACCGCCGCAGCGGUGGAAAAAGAAAGACCAGUUUUUAGUUCUAAACCGGUGCACAGACGUGAUAUUUCCUCGGCAAACACGCUGUCGCUUGGAUCCUGUGAGUACUCGCCUUCGGUCUGGUCACAUUUUCCCCGACUUUGUAUGAGGAGAGAAUUCCUAGCCAACUAAAACACCGGACACUGGCCGGAGGAGGAAUCUUAUCCAGCGUCUGUAAACGGUGGACAUCGGCUGAGCAACGGCCGUUUUGAAUCAGCGUGCGUCAGUGGGCCCGCAGGCUCCACGGUGGUGCUGAGACGAGAUGAAGAGGUUCAGGCGACAUGGCCAGGAGUCCCAGAGAGAUCGACUCAAACAGGAACUCUUCCAGUUCAACAAGACAGUGGAGCAUGGAUUCCCCCACCAGCCCAGCGCCCUGAGCUACAGUCCCUCCCUGCAGCUGCUGGCCAUCGGCACCCGCUCCGGUGCCAUCAAACUGUAUGGAGCUCCAGGUGUGGAGUUCAUGGGUCUACAUGAUGAGAAUGCUGCCGUCACACAGGUGCACUUCCUCCCCCACCAGGUUGAACUGGUUACUCUGCUGGAUGACAACAGUCUGCACAUGUGGACUUUAAGAGCCCACAAGGGACUCUCUGAACUUCUGGAGAUAGGACGUUUCACUCUCACCGGACCACCUGGUGCCCCUCCGAGUGUGACCAGAGUGACAGCAGUGCUGGCUCACUCCUUAGGGGAGCUGCUGCUGCUGGGGACAGAAGGAGGACACGUCUUCAUUGUUGAAGUCCCGGGCUUCAGAGAGCUGGAAGAGAGAAACAUCAGUCUCGAUCAAGUCGCCAGCAGUGUACCGGACGACUACAUCGGCCGCAGGAAUCUGGAACACGUAGAGGCCUUACAGGAGAACCCAGUAAACCCAAACCAGGUCGUUAUUGGCUACGGACGAGGUCUCAUGGUUAUCUGGGAUCUGGAGAAACAUCAUGCCCUCCAGCACAUCCCUGCCACACAGCAACUGGAGAGUGUGUGGUGGACAGAGGACGGAGGCUACAUUCUCAGUUCACACAGUGACGGAAGUUACUGUCGAUGGAUGGUGGGUGGAGAGGACGUGAGUGACGAGGAGGAGAAAUCAGACAUUCCUUACGGACAUUUCCCCUGCAAGGCCAUUUCUAAAAUAGUUCAGCUACCUACAGCAGAAGGGCCUCCAUUCCUGCUAUUCAGUGGUGGCAUGCCUAGGGCCAGCUACGGGGACAGACACUGUAUCACAGUGAUCCACAGUAAAACUCACGUGGCUCUGGACUUCACCUCCAGGAUCAUUGACUUCUUCGUCAUCAGAGAUGGACCUCAGCACACAGGAGAUCCCAGUGCGCUGGUGGUCCUGGUCGAGGAGGAGCUGGUAGUGAUUGACCUGCAGACAGCGGGCUGGCCAGUCAUUCAGACACCGUACCUGGUUCCCCUCCACAGCUCAGCCAUCACCUGCUCCCACCACGUCUCCGCUAUCCCCCUCAAACUGUGGGAGAGGGUCAUCGCUGCUGGAGACCUGCAGAAGACGCACUACUCCAAAAAGCCAUGGCCAAUAACAGGAGGCCAGAACCUGGCCCCAGACCCUCCACAGAGAGACCUGCUGCUCACAGGGCAUGAAGAUGGGACAGUGCGUUUCUGGGAUGCAUCAGGAGUCUGUCUGUAUCCCAUAUAUAAGUUAAGCACAGCUGGAGUGUUCCACACAGACGCUGACCCCAAUGACAACAUGAACCAAGGCACUGAAGGAGAGUGGCCGCCAUUCAGAAAGGUUGGCUGUUUUGAUCCCUACAGUGACGACCCGAGGCUCGGCAUUCAGAAGAUCCACCUCUGUAAAUACAGUGGUUAUCUGACUGUGGCUGGCACUGCUGGACAGAUCCUGGUGCUAGAGCUGAAUGAUGAGGCCGCAGAGCAGACGGUGGAGGCUAAAGUUGUGGAUUUGCUGCAGGGCCAAGAGGGCUUCCGCUGGAAGGGCCACACACGGCUGGAGGUGCGAGAGGAACCGGUGCUUUUUCCUGCUGGCUUCCAGCCUUUUUCUCUGGUCCAGUGCCAACCUCCCGCUGUGGUCACCGCCCUCACCCUGCACUCAGAGUGGAAGCUGGUAGCUUUUGGCACCAGCCACGGCUUUGGCCUAUACGAUUACCAACAGAAAAACAACGUCCUCAUCAAGUGCACCCUAAACCCCAGUGACCAGCUGGCAAUGGAGGGUCCUCUGUCCAGGGUGAAGAGCAUAAAGAAAUCCCUCCGACAGUCCUUCAGGAGAAUCAGACGCAGCAGAGUUUCGCUAAGGAAACAUCACGUCAACAACGCUGCCAAGCUCCAGGAGGCGAAUGCUCGUCUGGAGGCUGAACUGGCAGAGAUGGAGCUGGCUCCUGUCCAGAGGAAGAUCGAGGCUCGCUCCUCAGACGACUCCUUCACCGGUCUUGUAAGGACGCUCUACUUCGCUGACACCUUCCUCUCAGACAGUUCACAUAACACACCCUCCCUAUGGGCAGGGACCAAUGGCGGCUGCGUGUUUGCAUACAUGCUCCGCCUUCCUCCUGUAGAGCACAGAGCAGACGAACCAGUGACAGCACAGCCAGCGAAGGAGAUCCAGCUGAUGCACCGGGCUCCCGUUGUUGGCAUCGUGGUGCUGGACGGUCACGGGGCUCCUCUCCCUGAGCCCUUGGAGGUGGCCCACGACCUGGCUCGCUCACCUGACAUGCAGGGCUCACACCACCUCCUGGUCAUAUCUGAGGAACAGUUUAAGGUUUUCACCCUGCCAAAGGUGAGCGCGAAGAUGAAGCUGAAGCUGACGGCCACGGAUGGCUCCAGAGUGCGGAGGGUAGGCGUCGCCUGGUUUGGCAGCAGCCGGUCGGAGGACUACGGUGAGAGCGGCCUGGCGGUUCUGACCAAUCAAGGCGACCUCCACGUGGUGUCGCUGCCGACAGUCAAGAUGCAAGUUCAGUACCCCUGCAUCCGCCGAGAGGAUGUCAGCGGCAUCGCUUCCUGUGUCUUCACCAAGCACGGCCAGGGCUUCUACCUGAUCUCCCCAUCUGAAUUUGAACGCUUCUCCCUGUCCACCCGCUACGUGGUGGAGCCUCGCUGUCUGGUGGAGGUCCCUCUUCGUUCAGGCUCCUCCAGCCAGCACAGGUCACAGCCUGACGGCGCUUCAUCUGCUCACAGAAACACCAGACAAGACGGAGAGGAUGCAGAAAGUGCAGCUAGACGUGUUAUGGAGCAUGCUUUGCUGAAUGACGAGAAAGUGCUUCAAGAGAUCCAGAAGUCACUAGAAGGAGACCAGACGUCAUUCUUGGAGAAUAAUGUGAAGAGCGCUGUAGCUUGAGACACAUCUCUGGACAGCUGAGGUGUGAGACCAAGACAUGUGUAUGAAGUGUCCUGCAGUCCCGUAGCAGCACUCGCCUCCUGCUCGGCUGACACAACCACUACUGACCCCUGACCCCUCGCCUCAGUGACUGACCUCCCCACCCUCAGCUCGCAGCAGCCCCUCAUAGAGAGACACCAAAGGGCUCUUGGCAGUAGUGCUUUCUGAGCACCAUGAGGCCGUUUGAAGGCUCACUCACGGUGCAGACAGAGGGUGAAGGAAGAGACGCCACCUGUGCCUAAAGACCACACGCUGUACACAAGUCACCCGAGCACGGUCGCAGCCAUUUAACCCAAAGCUACAUGAAGCACAUUCCUGACAUGUGACCAACGCCAUAAUUCAUUACACUAAGAUCGGUGCCAGCAUCCAACCAGCAUCUCACACCUGCCGUCAAUACCACUGCUGAAGCCGUUUGACUUAAACAUCAACCACACCCACUUCAUUCUGAAAGCCUUUAUCACCGCCAGCCUUCUCAUGUGGAUUCUGCCAGUGGAAGCGGUUCGUCCAAUCAGCUCGCUCUCCGCUGCGCAGUCUCACUGGCCUUCAUCUCCCCGCAUGGACAUACAGCUGGAAGGAAUGUGGGGGAUGAUUCGACUAAUGUGGAUGAAAAUAUUUUGUAUCUCAAGUUUUCUGUGAUUUGUGGCUUUUUUGUUUUUGUUUUAAGAAACCUCAGAUUUGUACUGUGGAAGCAAAUUUCUGCCAGGAAAAGAAAAGCUGGAUGAAAACUUAAAAAUGAUUUAAAAAAAAAAAACCUCAUGGUCAAAAUUAUGUGAUAGUAAAGUCGAAAAUUACUGAGCUUUCUCGUGAUUUACCAGGAUACCAAGGUAUCAUCACUUAUACUCAAGUGUUUUGUUCUGUUUUACUUUGUUUGACACAAGCCAUUUUUUUACUAUUGCAUAAUUUUGACCUCAAAAAUGUGCUAUUUCUCAAUCUUACUUUGCUAAGUCAGAGCCUUGAUUUAGCAUAAAUCUUUUUAUUUUUGCCAUUCCUUACGUGUUGUUCUUCAUUUUUUUUGUGUAAAUGAGCUUCCACACUAUUCAGAUGAACCAUCAAGGGAAAAUGUCACCGGUGAUGCCCCAGAAGAGGAAAAAAAAUGUUUUUAUGUACGUUCAACCACACGGAUGUUAACUUGUUUUUAAUUUUCAGUCAACAUUUACUAAAUUAGUAAAAGCAUUACAAAGUGUACAGCGCUGACACGGCCCCGCCCCUCCCGUCCACUCUGUAACUAUGGAACCGGCCGUCGGUACUUCUCCACUACUGCGGAGCACACAAUGCUGUACUUUUUUUGGGGGGAACAGCUUUCUAUGGGGUUUGGUUUUUAAUUAUUUUUACGUACACCGUUUUUUAUGCCAGCAAUGAGUAAUGUAAUUUAGAAAUGUAAUUGUAAGCUAUUGUAGUGAAAUGUUUUUAAUAUAUACAGUAUGUAUGUGACUCAGUCUGUACCUGUGGGCCUGUUGUAACGGGGUUGGCUGCUAUUUAGCUCGUACAAGGAAAUAUUUUGGUACUGUGUCUCAGAAUGCUGGGUAUUUUAGUGUCAGCCUAGAAUAUAUUUUUGUAGUGAACUGAUUAAGAAGCGUAAUUUUUUUUUUUGAUUUGUCACUUCACACUACAGUUUUCUUGUGUAUAAUUAUUACAUGUUUUUUUUUCC
Chelmon rostratus (copperband butterflyfish) is the source of this 5036-nucleotide messenger RNA. RefSeq names its product LLGL scribble cell polarity complex component 2 (gene llgl2). Gene Ontology annotation, cellular component: cortical actin cytoskeleton; plasma membrane; cytoplasm. Gene Ontology annotation, molecular function: GTPase activator activity; myosin II binding. Bases 326 to 3349 code for a protein of 1007 amino acids. The transcript is spliced from 27 exons. The record is from RefSeq and is a predicted model, not a curated record. NCBI's taxonomy places the organism in Eukaryota, Metazoa, Chordata, Actinopteri, Chaetodontiformes, Chaetodontidae. Gene Ontology annotation, biological process: regulation of Notch signaling pathway; regulation of protein secretion; regulation of establishment or maintenance of cell polarity.